GGGUGCAAAAAGAGGAGGCACGAAAGCGUGAGGUACGCAGAUUUUGUUCUUAUAGGCCCAAAAACGAGUAGGGUUUUAGAGAGAUAUGGGAGGUAAAGGCAUUAGGCGGAGAGCCAAGAACUACAAAGAAGCUCACGGCGGUUACAGGAGGCUGCCGCCGCCGCCUGAUCGUUCUCAACCUGACGCUUUGCCCUCUAAACUUCGCAAAAUCCUCUCCUACACCACUCCCCAAGGCUCUUUGAAGGUUGCCAAAGAUGCUGAGCAGAACAACAAGAAGAGAGAUGGAGCUGGUGCUGCUCCACCAAAGAAGGAUAAGGAGGAAGUGGAGGUAGAAGAUACUAGUAUGGAAAAUGGGGACUAUGAUGAGAAUAUGAAUGUUGCACCUCCACAUUCGGAGGAGAAGAAAAAGAAGAAAAGGAAGCGAAAGCAAGUGGUUGACCUUCGGUUUGAAGCGGAAGCGCUGGAGCAAUCGGGAGGCCGUCUGAAAAGAAAGGAGCGCAAGAAAAAGUACUUGGAAGCAAAGAAAAACAAGAGCAAAAAAGGCAAGAAAGAAGAUAAUGUAGACGACUUUCCUGGACGUGAGAAAAUCAGAUUUGGAGAGGUGGUUCAAGCUCCUCCAAAGUUGGUUGCUCCCAAGGCAUUUAAGAAUGUACAAGAUGCUUCGAAGGAGCGGGUUCGGGUCAAUGCUAUUGAGGCAUAUAGGCAACGCAAAAAAUGGAACUCAAGACCAGGGAUUCAGCUCCCUAAUCCUGUGACUGCAUCCUUGUAAAUGGUACGAGUAUGAUGCAUUGGGAAAACCUAGCAUUUGUUGUCCAUUCCUGCGGAGAGAAACUUGUCUGUUCUCACAUGACUUGCAGUGAGAGUCUGCUUAGGCCCACCAAGGUUGUGUCGCUCUCAUCUCGGCAAGGGGACUGCAGAUGAUUGCAUAACUGGUUGUAAGCUCACACCCUCAACUAAUGCUAGAUUUUCUCAAUGUGCAUUUAUCAUGUUGCCUCUUAAUCUUCUUGUAUUCUAUACGAAGUCCUUCUAUGCUGCUUCAAUUUUGUGAUGUAAUCCAUUUGAGGAAUGUGCAAAACCAUUCAAGCAAUCUCAUAUUGCUAUCUAGAUUUGUACGAGGAAAAGAGUGAUUCUUUUUUGUUUUCUUUACCUCUUUGUUGAGAACCACAGUAGAUCCAUGUUCAUGUGUCCAUUUGUGGUGGAACUUCUACACCCAAAUGUUCACAGUGUCUGAUUAUGUACAUCAACUAGUAUUUGACUUUGGCGACUUCAUCUGUUUACAGAUUGGUUGCUUAGUUAUGAAUUCAUUGUUAUUUGUGAGUGC
Molecule: messenger RNA, 1321 nt
Organism: Fragaria vesca subsp. vesca
Lineage: Eukaryota; Viridiplantae; Streptophyta; Magnoliopsida; Rosales; Rosaceae
Exons: 5
Coding region: 86-769 (227 amino acids)
Source: RefSeq, a predicted model, not a curated record